Molecule: messenger RNA, 1772 nt
Organism: Temnothorax curvispinosus
Lineage: Eukaryota; Metazoa; Arthropoda; Insecta; Hymenoptera; Formicidae
Gene: AANATL7
Product: dopamine N-acetyltransferase
Exons: 3
Coding region: 528-1181 (217 amino acids)
Molecular function (GO): N-acetyltransferase activity
Source: RefSeq, a predicted model, not a curated record
ACACGAGAUAUUUAAAAUAGAAGAAGACGCCGAAUCAUUGAAAUGCAAAUCUUGAUCAUAUACAUUUAAUUUAUUCAAUAAAAUUUAUUUCAAAAUUUUCAAACCACGAUUCGCUCAAACUGAAAUUGAUAUAAUUUUGACUGGAAUUUGAUGAUAUAGACAUUGCGCGCAAACAACUUUUAUGUUUACAAUCUCGACAUGGCAGAUAGUGAUAACUCUUUUAAAAAAAGAAUAUAAAUUGAUUUAAUAAAAUUUUGUUUACAAAUUGUAUCUGAUUAGACUAAUUAGGUCAUUUUAAUGUAAUUUUGAUUAAUCUCGUAAAAUUAUUUUAUUUCCCAAUUAACGUGGCACAAUCGACGUGUACAACUGACCCAGUGUACUCGCCAGUGAACUAGGUCGAUCAAUAUUGUACGGGAGGAAGGGAGGCAGUUUUCUCACACGAGAGGUGGUGACCACCCUUCUUCACGAGGAGAUGCGCGUGUGGAAAUUGCUUUCAGUGCGCGGCAUAAAAUUCGCCCACCCGAAACAUGUCGUCGUCUUCUAGCGAGGAUUGUCUCACGGUCGUGGAUGUACCGGAAGAUCGCUACGAGGAGGCGAUCCACCAUUUGAGAUGGAACUUCUUUGCCGAUGAGCCGCUCAACAACGCCGUAGGGCUUUGCGCGAGGGGGGAAUCUCAGCGCGAACUUGAGCGACACUGCCUUUUCACCUUGAAGCAGGGUUACUCCAGGAUGCUAGUGAAUAAGAAGGGAGCGAUAGCGGGAAUGGCACUAAAUGGUAUUCUGAAGAAAGGUGAGCGCGAGGAAGCAGAACGGCGUCUCGACGAGUUGGAUGACGAAAAGUUCAAGACGAUCUUCAGAUUACUCUAUAAGUUGAACGACAAGGUUGAUUUGUUCGCCAAGUAUGAUGUGGAUGAGCUAUUCGAGUGUCGGAUUCUCAGCGUUGACGCGGAUCACCGCGGCAAAGGUUUGGCCAAUAUUCUCAUGGCCGAUAGCUUGAAAACCGCCCAAAAUGCCAAUUUCAAGGUGUGUAAGGCCGACGCGACCGGUGCAUUUUCACAGAAGGUCUGUCUGAAGCACGGUUUCAAGGUGGAGGCAGAGAUCUCGUAUGCGGAAUUGGACAAGUCCAUCAGACCGGCGCCGCCUCAUCAGGCGUUAAAACUGAUGGUGAAGUUGCUAGAUUGAAAAUAAAAUAAGAAAGUCGGUCGCUCGAAGAGCUUAAUUAAAUUAAACCGUCAACACGAAAGCGCAAAGCGCGAAGUAGAUAAAAGAUAUGUAUACUGUCGUCGUGUCGUGACAAUAACAUCACUGUUAAUGCAUGUCUCGGUGUCGUGAAUGACAUGACGCCUUCUUAUAGAAUAUUUCUAUCUAAUUAUCUAAAAGCAAAAAAGAAAAAAGAGUGUAUCAUGCGUUUCACGCAUAAUACGUGUCGAAACCGGAUAUCAUUUCCGAAUGAUAUCCGGUAUUACUGCCCCACGAGUAUAUAUGUUCCGAACGUGGAGUCGUCGUUAAAAGGAACGUCGAGAAAGAGAAUGAUUCAAUGAAAUUGAAUAAUUUAAUGUAGCGAACGGACUGCGAAAGUCUAACUGCUAAAAGUCUAACAAAUGUUUCGCAUUUGGAUCUUUCAUUCUUGCUCUGCGCGGCUAACAGUCAAUCUAGCGAAACAGAGAAGAUAUAUAUGAAAUAUGGUAUGUAUUAUUUGACUCUUAUAUACGUUAAAAAUAAAACGUAGAUACGUAUCAAUGAUCAAAUUUAAUUAAACGAUAAAUAUAAAAU